CGUUUCCACUUCUCGCGGCAAAAACCUCCACCGGAGACACGGAGCAGAUAAGGCGGCCACCCACUCCGCCACCGCCGCCGCCGCCGCCGCCGCCGUCGCCGGCCAUGGUCGUCGGCCUCGCCUUCGCGCCGGGCGUGCCCCGCGUCGUCCCUCGUAGGCUCGCCGCCGGCGGCCACGCCAUGGCCUGCUCCUCGUCGUCGGCGCGGUUCAUGGCCAGGCGGCCGCGGCUCGUGGUGGUGGCGCGGUACAACGCCUCCUCGUCGUCGUCGUACGAGAGCGACGAGGAGGAGGAGGAAGGGUUCGGCGGCGGCGGCGGGUGGGGGAGGAGGGACCGUGGCCCCGACCCCGACUACGACCCCGCCCUCGACAUCGAGCGAAUCGAGGCUUCAACGGUUAGGCUAUUGGAUGAGGAGAAAAGAAUGGUUGGUGUGGUAUCUGUAAGCGAAGCAGUGCAGAUUGCAGAUGAAAAUGAUCUUAUACUGGCAAUAUUAUCACUCGAUGGAGAUCCUCCGGUGCUCCGACUAUUCCAAGAGAAAGAUUACAAAAAGCACAAGUACGAACAACAGAAGAAGAAAAGAACUCAGCAGAAAAGAUCUGUUGCAAAACGCAUGGGCUUGAAAGAGCUGAAAAUGGGGUACAACAUUGACAUUCAUGAUUACAGUGUGAGACUUAAAGCUGCAAGGAAGUUUCUGAAAGCUGGCGACAAGGUCAAGAUAAUGGUAAACUUAAAAGGCAGGGAAAAUUUGUAUAAAAAACAAGCUAUCGAACUUCUUAGGCGGUUCCAGAAUGAUGUCGGUGAGAUGGCAACAGAAGAAAGUAAAAAUUUUCAGGAAAGGAAUAUAUAUCUUGUUCUUGUUCCCAAUAAGAUAGCUAUACAAAAAGAGCAGGAUGAGCUGAACAAAAAGGAUACUGCGAUAGAAGACAGUGACCAAUCAGAUGACCAACCAGAGGAGAGUGAACCUGUGCCAGCACAACCGGAGGAAAGCAAGGAGACUGAGACAGAAGUCUCAGCAAAUGUUUGAUUGAACCAUAAAGUCUUGGGGAUGUCUUCUCAGAUUUCGUAAGGUACUGUUAAAUGCAAGGCUGCUGCUGCUGUAUUUAACUCCACGCAUGUAGAGUUUUGCCCAGACGGUCACACAGAACAAGGAUCAAUAUCGUCAAGAAGCUGAAACUUUGUCAUUUCAGCAUUGCAGAAUGAUACUUCCGGAGCUGUGAAUCCUCUUGAAUUGCACAGACCAAGCUGGCUGUGAAUCGUGAGACUAGAAGCAUGAAUCGAUGAUACGAAGGUUUGCUUGUAGCUGUAUCACCCAUAGCAGUGUAGUUGAUAUUUGAUCACACGAUUUUGUUUGUGCUUUGCCUUGUUCCCUUCCCAGUAAUGCUGUAGAGAAGAGUAAUUGUAUGUAUCUACUGUCAAAUGCUUACUUCGGAUUUUGACCUUUGCCUGCAACAAGAGCCUGAUAAGAGGCUGUGCGAUUUUUUGUCUUCUUUUUUGCAUGAGAAGUACCAAUAUCAUUCUGGUUUGAACUGAUUA
Molecule: messenger RNA, 1531 nt
Organism: Oryza sativa Japonica Group (Japanese rice)
Lineage: Eukaryota; Viridiplantae; Streptophyta; Magnoliopsida; Poales; Poaceae
Product: translation initiation factor IF3-4, chloroplastic
Biological process (GO): ribosome disassembly; translational initiation
Molecular function (GO): translation initiation factor activity; ribosome binding
Source: RefSeq, a predicted model, not a curated record